This is a messenger RNA of Odobenus rosmarus divergens (Pacific walrus), 2995 nucleotides long. It is a transcript of the gene ITIH4, whose product is annotated as inter-alpha-trypsin inhibitor heavy chain family, member 4. The transcript has 17 exons. Gene Ontology annotation, biological process: hyaluronan metabolic process. Gene Ontology annotation, molecular function: serine-type endopeptidase inhibitor activity. The record is from RefSeq and is a predicted model, not a curated record. Bases 337 to 2847 code for a protein of 836 amino acids. Lineage: Eukaryota; Metazoa; Chordata; Mammalia; Carnivora; Odobenidae.
AGGGUCAAGGGGGGCAAAGAGGAAGGCUCCCAGUAAUUAGAGACUGGGCCCCCCAUCUCCUCCACGUUCUCCCAGCUCCUGUAAGCACCUGGUGGGAGAGAGGCAAGAGCUGCUUUUCCCAGUCUCCAUGGAGGCCGAGGGCACCAGAAAUCGCAGAACUUGUUCACUGCCCUUUCACCAGGCAGAGCUAAGAUCAAAUGUGAAGCUGCCUGACCCUGCUAGGGCCCCCCGCCCGAGGAGAAAGUGACAGUCACCUCCCGGAACACGCUGAAGGGUGGGGGACGAAGCACGCAGCUCCCUCUGCUGUGAGACCAGUGUUCACAUGUGAAAUGCCUCAUGGGGUUUGGCCGGGGGCUUGGUCAGUGGUUCAGUCGGUGUCGGGGACCAAGGGCAGGGCCCCCUCUUAAAGAGUGCUGUCUCAAGCUGGGGUGGCAUUCAAACAGUCCCACCCCUCCCCCUUCACUGGUCCAGAAUGGCAUCAACAUCUACAGCCUCACCGUGGACUCCAAGGUCUCGUCCAGAUUUGCCCACACAGUCGUCACCAGCAGGGUGGUCAACAGGGCCAAUAUUAUGCAGGAGGCCACCUUCCAGGUGGAGCUGCCCAAGAGAGCCUUCAUCACCAACUUCUCCAUGGUCAUCGGAGGUGUGACCUACCCAGGGAACAUCAAGGAGAAGGCUGCAGCCCAGGAACAGUACAGCGCGGCUGUGGCCAGGGGCGAGAGCGCUGGCCUCGUCAAGGCCAGCGGAAGAAAGACGGAGCAGUUCCAGGUGUCGGUCAGUGUGGCUCCCGCUGCCAAGGUCACCUUUGAGCUGGUGUAUGAGGAGCUGCUCCAGCGGCAUCUGGGAGCAUAUGAGCUGCUGCUGAAAGUCCAGCCCCGGCAGCUGGUCAAGCACCUGCAGAUGGACAUUCACAUCUUCGAGCCUCAGGGCAUCAGCUUUCUGGAGACAGAGAGCACCUUCAUGACCAACGAACUGGCAGACGCCCUCAACGUCUCGCAGAACAAGACCAAGGCUCACAUCCAAUUCAAGCCCACACUCUCCCAGCAAAAGUCACCAGGGCAGCAGGACACAGUCCUGGAUGGCAACUUCAUCGUCCGCUACGAUGUGCACCGGACCGUCUCCGGGGGCUCCAUUCAGAUCGAGAGUGGCUACUUUGUGCACUACUUUGCCCCUGAAGGCCUGCCCACCAUACCCAAGAAUGUGAUCUUUGUCAUUGACAAAAGCGGCUCCAUGAGAGGCAGGAAGAUCCAGCAGACCCGGGAAGCCUUAAUCAAGAUCCUGGAUGACCUCAGCCCCAACGACCAGUUCAAUCUUGUCAGCUUCAGCGGGGAGGCGGCCCAGUGGAAGCCCUUGCUGGUGCCGGCCUCAGCCGAGAACGUGAACCAGGCCAGGAGCUAUGCUGCCAGCAUCCAGACCCAAGGAGGGACCAACAUCAACGACGCGAUGCUGAUGGCCGUGCAGCUGCUGGACAGUGCCAACCAGAAGGAGCUGCUUCCAGAGGGGAGCGUCUCCCUCAUCAUCCUGCUCACCGACGGCGACCCCACCAUGGGGGAGACCAACCCUGCAAGGAUACAGAAGAACGUGAAGGAAGCUAUAGAUGGCCAGUACAGCCUCUUCUGCUUGGGCUUUGGCUUCGAUGUCAGCUUUGCCUUCCUAGAGAAGCUGGCGCUAGACAACGGCGGCCUGACUCGGCGCAUCUAUGAGGACUCGGACUCCACCCUGCAGCUGCAGGACUUCUACCAGGAGGUGGCCAACCCACUGCUGACAGCAGUGACCUUUGAGUACCCCAGCAAUGCGGUGGAGAAGGUCUCGCGGGACAACUUCCGGCUGCUCUUCAAAGGCUCCGAGAUCGUCGUGGCCGGCAAGCUCCGGGACCAGAGCCCCGAUGUGCUCUCAGCCAAAGUCAGGGGGCAGCUGCACAUGCAGAACAUCACCUUCCAAACGGAGUCCAGCGUGGCGGAGCAGGAGAAGGAGUUCCAGAGCCCCAAGUACAUCUUCCACAGCUUCAUGGAGAGACUCUGGGCAUACUUAACCAUCCAGCAACUGCUGGAGCAAAUGGUUUCGGCAUCCGAUGCUGAGAAGCAGGCCCUCGAGACCCGAGCUCUGAACUUGUCGCUCCAGUAUUGCUUUGUCACUCCCCUCACGUCCAUGGUGGUCACCAAACCUGAAGGCAAAGAAUGGUCUGAAGUUGCUGAGAAGCCUGUGGAAACCAGAACCACAGCUGCUGUCCCAGCCCCCAUCCAGGCGCCUGCCGUCAUCCUGAUGCUGCCCGGACAGAGCGUGGACCGCCUCUGUGUGGACAUCAAGCACUCUCAGGGGCCGAUGAACCUGCUCUCAGACCCUGACCAAGGGGUUGAGGUGACUGCCCAGUACGAGACAGAGAAGGCCCAGUUCUCGUGGAUCGAGGUGACCUUCAAGAACCCCCAGCUGCAGGUCCGUGCCAUCCCUGAGCAUGUGGUAGUGACCCGGAACCGAAGAAACUCUGCCUACAAGUGGAAGGAGACGCUGUUCUCGGUGAUACCUGGCGUCAAGCUGACCAUGGACAAGGCGGGGCUCCUGCUGCUAAGCAGCCCGGACAGAGUGACCAUUGGCCUGCUACCCUGGGACGGCCCCGGGGAGGGGCUCCGGCUCCUUCUGCGGGACACCGACCGCUUCUCCAGCCGCGUUGGCGGGACCCUCGGCCAGUUUUACCAGGAUGUGCUCUGGGGGCCUCCGGCAGCGGCAGAUGACAGCAAGCGAAUGCUGAGGGUUCAGGACCUUGAGUACUCUGCCACCAGGUUGCUCAAGCUGGAUUACCAAGAGGGGUCUCCAGGAACAGAGAUUUCCUGCUGGUCCGUGGAGCUGUAGUUAUGAGGGAGGGGUGAAGCCCCCCCCAUGCCGCACAAAGGUGUGCAGAGGACAGCCACCCUGUGACCAGAGGGCCGCCCAUGGGGCCUGGGCUGCGAUGGGGAGGAUAUUUUGACUCAUUACAAUAAAAACAGUUGCUGUAAGCCCA